GGUGUGUGCACCUGUCCCGAUCCGACCAAGAGGACAACGGUCAGUUUGCUGUGAAGUACCGUUACUUUAGAUCAUUUCCCUCCUAAUCUCAUGAAACUGAAGCGCAGCAGUUCUGCUCUAAAUGCGCAUGAUGAUCAAGUCUUUGGAGUUUCGCCUCUGAUCCCGCCCUUCGUCAUUCAUGUCGGUAGAAAUGCGCAACUCUUCCUCUCAGGGCGCAGCGCUUCUGGAGUCCUGCAACCUGUCUGUCUGCUCCGAACCCAGCGCCGCUGCAAGCCUUCCUUUCUCCUCCUCUUCCUCCUCCUUCACCUCCCCCUUUCCCCUCCGCUGCCUCCCAGCCCCGCAGGUUCAAUCUGUGCCCCUGUUUCCUGUCACAUGGGCUGGAAAUCGGAUCCUUGUUUUCUACUAUCUGGUGUCUUUGUGGUGUCAGUGGAGCUGGAGGACCAGCCUACAAGUUCAGGGACUUUAACUCCGGAGCGUCAGUCAGUCAGUCAGUCAGUCAGUCAGUCAGUCAGUCAGUCAGUCCAGGUCGGCGUGCGCAUCCGGCUGCUCUCCAGUCCACCUGAGAUUUUCAGACUUUUACGCACCAUGGACUCCUGCGGGGUCUCCUCCACGCUCCUGCUCGCCGGCUUCCUUUGCUCAGCGGCUCUGAGUCACUUUGACACCGAGUGUUACACCGCCAACGGCGAGGACUACAGAGGCCUCCAGAACCAGACCAGCCUCCAGGCUGGCAAACCCUGCCUCUUCUGGAACGAGACCUUCCAGCAUCCGUACAACACCCUAAAGUAUCCCAACGGAGAGGGAGGUCUGGGGAGCCACAACUACUGCAGGAAUCCUGACGGAGACGUGCAGCCGUGGUGCUACAUCGCAGACCACGAGGACGGGAUCUACUGGAAGUACUGCGACAUCCCGACAUGCCAGAUGCCGGGCAACCUGGGCUGCUUCAAAGACAGCGGUAACCCACCCACGCUCUCCGGCGCCAACGAGAUCUCCAACAAGCUCACCAUUCAGAACUGCAUCAGCUUCUGCCGGAAGCAGAGAUACAGGCUCGCUGGGAUGGAGUCCGGAUACGCCUGUUUUUGUGGAAACGAGGUGGAGCUGCAGGACCACGGCGAGUCGGCCGGCAUGGACUGUAACCACGUCUGCUUCGGGGACCAUACGCAGCCGUGCGGGGGGGACGGCUGGGUCAUCGUCUUCGACACUCGAGUGGGCGCCUGCGGCGGGAACUACACCUCCCCAUCUGGAGUCAUUUACUCCCCCGACUUCCCCGACAAAUACAGUGCGAGUCGUGUGUGCUACUGGACCAUCCAGGCACCCGGAUCCUUCGCCAUCCUCUUCAACUUCACCUUUUUUGACAUCUCCGACCAGGCGGACAUGGUGGAGCUUUUGGACGGUUACACCAACCAGGUGAUGGCUCGCUUCGACUGGCGCAGCCCCCCACGGGAGCUGGUGAACAUCACCGGCGAUUUCGUCAUUCUGUACUUCUACUCGGACCGCACCAACCAGGCGCAGGGCUUUGCACUGCUCUACCAAGCGCUCCGAAACCAGGAGACUGGAACAAUAGAAGGCCAUGACGGCGUGAAGGGGGACGUUCGGAGCACGGCGAAGCCGGCGCCGGCCGGCAUCACGGAGAGAUCCAACGGCACGUCCAACGGGCAUUCCACCCAGAUCCUCUUCAUCACGUCCAGCCCCGGAAAACCGGAGCACAACAUGCCAGGUCAGUGGGCUGGACCCGGCGAGACCACUAUGUGGACCAUCUACGCUCUGGCAGCGCUCCUCAUCCUCACCGUCCUCGCCAUGGUCGCCAAGCUGCUCCUGCACGUCUCAGUCAAGUCCCCAACCAUCCCGACUGUCAGCGGUUCUGACGGCUGCGGCCCGGGCCCGGUAUCCUCUGAGCCGUGGAUCAUCCUGUACCGACCAUCCACCAUCUCCCUCUUCAAGAAGAAGCUGAAGAAUCACCAUGGAGACCUCAGCCCCCUGGUGGGCAACUAGCGGUGCCGCCACCCCGACACCCCCACCUGGCAAGAACACUGUGUGACGCCACCGUCUGCCAGAGCGACUGCAGCGGGGGGCUUCAGACUGCCCCCCAAUACUCGCACCAAAGAGGAGGGGUGAGGACUGCAGCAGGGGGGGUCUGCAGCAAACUGUGGGAACAUGACGAGCAGACCGGUCCAGUAGUACCUCCACCCGCCAAGACUGAAUCUGUUUCCUGUUUCCUGAUGGGGGGGGGGCAGGACAAAAUUACAUCACAGCACUUCAGCCAAAGGAUGCCCCCACCACCACCACCACCACGCUGUCGUGUGUGUGUGUGGGGGGGGGGGGGGGGGCACAUGCAUGUCUGUGGAGAUCUGAGAUCUUUUUUCUUCACCGCCGGGGGGUUGAAGAUCGUCCAGUUCAAGUGCCUUAAGGACCUCGUCUUCCUCCAUGAAGAUCUCAGAUAUGGAGAGCCUGCCCCCCUCCCCAUGUAAAAUCACCCUGCUAUCUUCUCUGGUGGGGGCCGGCAGGUUCCUGUGGUCUUUUACUGAACAUAUUGUUCACACAAAUCUUUUCUGUUUUCAGGAGACCAAAGGUCCAAACUGGUGUCAAUAUUUGUAAAAAAAUUCUGUCUGGAACUGAUAUUUAUGAAGCUCCAAGAGCUCGUCUGACUUUUUACAUGUCACUCAAAUGUCUAACACAUGCUCCGGAGGACGCCGCCUCCUACGCUGCUGAGAGCUCAACGCCGCCGUGUUUCCUCCCUGACAGGUUACACACCUAACCUGCACUUAACGACGCCGCCACUUCCUGAUUCAGCGUGAAAGCAGAACACAAACGCAUCAGCACUUCAGACAGAGGAGGCUCUCUGAGCGCGCUCAGACCAAACGGGGGCUAACCAAAGCUGACACUGCGGAUCCAGUGUUUGCAUUGCCCUUUGAACUAUGCAAACCGCCGUUUUCUGCUCUGUGCGCUCGCCAGUCGGAACAUUCCCAGGAGAGAACGCGCUUUUCCCCAGAUCAUCGUGAAAGUCCCCCAAAUGCACAAUGACAGGAAAACAAACCAAAACUUGUUUUGGAGGAGCUGUAAAUAGCAGGAUAGUCAAAAGUUUAAUUUAUACAGUAAAUUAUUCUUAUUUUGUAAGUGAAUGGAAUAUAAUCUAUCUUUUGUAUACGUGAAGUAUCUGUAGUUUUAUUUAAAGUGUCCUGGUUGCAGAAUAAACACUGUAUGCAUGUUUCUUAA
Messenger RNA from Oryzias latipes (Japanese medaka), 3210 nucleotides. It is a transcript of the gene kremen1, whose product is annotated as kringle containing transmembrane protein 1. The record is from RefSeq and is a predicted model, not a curated record. NCBI's taxonomy places the organism in Eukaryota, Metazoa, Chordata, Actinopteri, Beloniformes, Adrianichthyidae. Gene Ontology annotation, cellular component: plasma membrane. Gene Ontology annotation, biological process: multicellular organism development.